This is a messenger RNA of Amphimedon queenslandica, 2309 nucleotides long. RefSeq names its product fibrillin-1-like. The annotation marks the transcript as partial. NCBI's taxonomy places the organism in Eukaryota, Metazoa, Porifera, Demospongiae, Haplosclerida, Niphatidae. Gene Ontology annotation, molecular function: calcium ion binding. The transcript is spliced from 18 exons. The record is from RefSeq and is a predicted model, not a curated record.
AUCUAACAAUUUCUGAUGAUAUUUUUGGGUCUGGAAAUAUGUUAGUUGAUUACAAAUGUUUAGAUAUUGAUGAGUGUGAGAAUGAUAAUGGAGGUUGCUCUCAUAUAUGUAAUAAUACAAUUGGAUCUUAUCAUUGUGACUGUUUUGAUGGAUAUGUCAUUGAUGAAUCAAACACUUUGGGCUGUAGAGACAUUAAUGAAUGUGUAGAAAUGAAUGGAACUUGUGAGCACAUUUGCACUAACACAAAUGGAAGCUUUGAGUGUUCUUGUUAUACUGGUUACAAUGGAAGUGUGUUUUGUUCAGAUAUUAAUGAAUGUAUUGAGAAUAUUACGAACUGUACUCAAGAGUGCAUUAAUACAGAUGGUAGUUAUUAUUGUGAAUGCGACAAUGGAUAUUAUUUGAGUGAUGACAAUCACACAUGUAUCGAUAUUAAUGAAUGUACAAAUGGAACUAGUUUGUGUGAUCAAAUAUGUAUUAAUGAUGCUGGUUCAUAUCAUUGUGAUUGUGACAUUGGGUAUUUAAUAAGCUCUAACAACAUCACUUGCAAAGAUAUUAAUGAAUGCAAUGACACUAAUGGUAUAGAUGAUUGUGAACACACUUGUCACAAUAAUAUUGGAUCAUAUUAUUGUACUUGUGAUAUGGGAUAUGUAAUAAAUACUACUAACAAUAACACAUGCAAUGAUAUUGAUGAGUGUGAGAAUAAUAAUGGAGGUUGCUCUCAUAUGUGUAAUAAUACAAUUGGAUCUUAUCAUUGUGACUGUUUUGAUGGAUAUGUCAUUGAUCAAUCAAACAAUUUGGACUGUAGAGACAUUGAUGAAUGUGUAGAAAGGAAUGGAGCUUGUGAGCACAUUUGCACUAACACAAAUGGAAGCUUUGAAUGUUCUUGUUAUACUGGUUACAAUGGAAGUGUGUUUUGUUCAGAUAUUAAUGAAUGUACCGAGAAUAUUACCAAUUGUACUCAAGAGUGCAUUAAUACAGAUGGUAGUUAUUAUUGUGAAUGUGACAAUGGAUAUUAUUUGAGCAAUGACAAUCACACAUGUAUUGAUAUUGAUGAAUGUACAAAUGGAACUAAUUUGUGUGAUCAAAUAUGUAUUAAUGAUGCUGGCUCAUAUCAUUGUGAUUGUGACAAUGGGUAUUUAUUAAGCACUAAUAACAUCACUUGCAAUGACAUUAAUGAAUGCAAUGGCACUAAUAGUACAGAUGUUUGUGAACACACUUGUCACAAUAAUAUUGGUUCAUAUUAUUGUACUUGUGAUAUAGGUUAUAUACUAAAUACUACCAACAAUAACACAUGCAAUGAUAUUGAUGAGUGUGAUGAAGGAAUAGGUAACUGUAUUCAAAUUUGUAAUAACACUAUUGGUAGUUAUACUUGUGACUGUAAGACUGGAUUUGAGUUAGAUAGUGAUGGAUUAACAUGUAAUGAUAUUAAUGAAUGUGAUUUGAAUAAUGGUGGAUGUGAAAAUAUUUGUAAUAACACUAUUGGAAGUUAUAAAUGUUCAUGCGAAGAAGGAUAUUCUCUUAAUGGUACUUACAAUUGUACAGAUAUUAAUGAAUGUAGUAUUAAUAAUGGUGGAUGUCAGCAUGAUUGUUCUAAUAUACCUGGAUCUUACGUUUGCUUAUGUAUCACUGGAUAUAACUUAACUAGCAACGCACAUAACUGCUCAGACAUCAAUGAAUGCAAUCAACCAAAUUAUUUUGCAUGUGAACAAAGUUGUUAUAAUACAAUUGGCUCAUAUUAUUGUGAGUGUAAUAAUGGAUUUGUACUUAAUGCUAAAACCAAUAAAACAUGCAAUGACAUAGAUGAGUGUGAUGAAGGAACAGGGAACUGUAAUCAACUGUGUAAUAACACUAUUGGUAGUUAUACUUGUGACUGUCAGACAGGAUAUGAGUUAAAUAGUGAUGGAUCAACUUGUAUUGAUAUUAAUGAAUGUGAUAGUAACAAUGGAGGGUGUGAUGGAAUUUGUAAUAACACACAAGGAAGCUUUAUAUGCCUAUGCUCAUCAGGAUACUAUUCAGUUGGUAAAAAGUGUAUUGACAUUGAUGAAUGUAGCUCGGGAAAUGGUGGUUGUGAUCAACAUUGUAAUAAUACUGUUGGCUCUUAUUUUUGCUCAUGUAAAAGUGGAUAUACUUUAUCAUUUGAUGGGCACAACUGUUCAGAUAUCAAUGAAUGCCAUGAAAAUAAUGGACUUUGUACUCAAACUUGUACAAAUACUAAUGGCAGUCAUUACUGCAGUUGUAAAACUGGAUUUUAUAAUACAACAAAAGAUGGAAGAUAUUGCUCUGAUAUUAUUGAGUGUGAUACCAAUAAU